CAAUUGGCCAAUUCUAGCAUAGAGGAAGUGUCGUAAUUUCCUUAACUGAGAAAGCAGGGGCUGGCGAGAUCGUUGAAGAAGCCUGUCCAAAGAAUAAACAUAUUGCAUUAAUAAUAUAGGAUACUCGUCUGUUUUGUGUUAAGCUUUGAAGAAUUAACCCACAACAAUGUCGGCCCAAGCUCAAAUGAGAGCUUUGCUCGAUCAACUAAUGGGGACAGCGAGGGAUGGUGAGUAGCAAAACGGCGGCGGCGGCGGCUAGCUUGUUAGCUAAAAGAUGGAGCUAGUCAGAGAUACUUUUCUAAGGCUGCGUUUACACAGGCAGGCCAAUUCUGAUAUUUUUUCCACUAAUUCGUCUUUUUACAAUCACAUCAGAUCUUUUCACAUCAGAUCGUUUUCAGAGCUGAUCUGAUUGGUAAAAAGACCAAUUAGUGGGAAAAAACAGAAUUUGUCUGCCUGUCUAAACGGAGCCUAAUAUGUCUGAGCCAGUGGCUUGCACUUAGCCUACUAGCUAGCUAGUUGGCUAUCUAGCUAACUAGUUUUAUGGCGUGUUUCAGUUGGACAUACCUUGAAUGAAUGGCGUACAAGAGGACACCUGUGUAACAUAAAGCAGCUCAAUAAUGAUUUGGCCCCGGCCUAGUUGUUGUUUCGCGAUUUAAUGUUUGUAUCCAUAGCUAAUGACGUCCACUCCGGCAUUCAUUGUUGAUAGACCAGCUGGCUAGAUCAGUAAUGAUCAACUAGACGCCCCCCUGGGGGACCCUGAGUUUUCAAGUGGUCCCUGAAAAAGCGGGGAUAAAACUCAUGGUAAAGCUAAUCAAUUUCAAUCGGAUGUAUUUUUACUACACACAUUCACGUUCUUAUGUUGUUCAGUGAGGUACAUGGCUAGCCAGUGUUGGGGUCAAUUCCAUUUAAAUUCAGGAAGUACACUGCAAUUCCAUUCCAAUUCUCUUAAAUGCUUUUCAAUUAGAAACAUUUUGAAUUAUAAUUUGGUUUACUUUCUGAAUUGACUGGAAUUGAAACUGAAUUGACCCCAACCCUGAAGUUAAUUAUAUUUAGCAAGGCCUACAUACAGUAUUUAGGAUAACAAAGCUAGCCUACCUUGUAAAUACUAAAUAGUCAGUAAGGAUAUCUGGAGAGUCUGCAAGUCAUUGACAGGAGGUUAAAACAGUUAGUCAUACAGUGCACAGUAUCUAGUAUUGUGUAGCAUUUGUACAAGCACCAUUUCCAUAGUAAAUGACGUAUCUAGCUACAAGGAUACUAGCCCUACGAAGCUUGCCUUCACAUAUACAGUAAGUACAGUUAUUUUAACAGUAGCCCUCUGUCUUAGGGCAUUCUAUAGCAACAGCUUGCGAGAUAUGCACCCGACCUGUUGCUGUACCUGUAUUUAGCAGCUCGUGUCCCGUGUUGGACAGUAUCCGUAAUUGGUAUACGGUUCUGAUGGAAACAUCGUCGUUUGCAUCACCGAGCAGUGCCCAAGAAAGUAUUAAAUCCAAUUGUUUGAUGCUACCCCCUCCAAUCUAAUUCAAAGAUGGAUUCACUCUCUUGCUUCUAGACAGGUAAACAGACUGUCUGCAAUCAUACCACUUCCUGUCACGAGCACUAGCCCAACAAAAUGGUCACGGUGCUGCCAACCUCUGCAGCGGCUGUGAUACCCAUUAAUGUUGCUGGCCGUGUUCGAGAGCGUCAACCUUGAUGUAUCAUGGGUAAAUUGUGACCGACGGACUGAUCUACAAAUAAUAAUGAGUCGUUAUUUAUGAUGCAAGGUGAUUUGUAGGUCAGUCGGCAGUCGCUUGCACUGUCGGCUGCAAUGUCGAACAAGACCGUUUUGUUGAUCUAUGUGGGUGGCUGCACCGUGCCCAUUUUGUUGUGCUAGUGCUCGUGACAGGAAGUGUUAUUAUUACAGACAGUCUGUAUUUACCUGUCUAGAGGUGAGGGUGUGCCAUGCAAGUGCACCGCUCAGGAAUCCAUCUUUGAAUUAGUUUGGCGGGGGUGGGGGUAGCAUCAAUCAAUUGUAUUUAAUACUUUCUUGGUCACCCUCCUGCGACACAAACAACGUCUACCGAUGACGGAUACUGUCCAAAACAGGUACAGCAAUGGGUUGGGCAAGCUGUCUCUAUAGAAUGCUAUUAGACCCGGCUAAUUAAUAAAUGACAACAUUAAUAAAGGUGUCAAAUUGGGCUACAAGGAUACAAACAUUGAAAACAUAACAGCUGCCAUUUAGUAAGGAUGUCAUGUCUACAAUGGUGACAUGUAAAGUCCGAUAAACUGACUUCAGUCCAUGGUUCUUUUUUGGCCUUAAUCAGCCUACCAAAGUGAGUUUGUGUCGAGUGAGUUUGUGUGUGUGUUGAGAUGAAUACAAAUUCUUCCCGUACGUAUGUUGCAUACAAAGUGAACAAUUGUGGCCCCUUUAUUUUAUUCAUAAAGGUUCAGUGUAUCUAUGCCAGCCUACAUCAAUCUGCAAAGGAGUUGCAGAAAAGCCUCAUGUUCAUCGAGCCGUGAGUCACACAUGAUUUUUAAAGCUGUUAUGAAUAAUAAUAAUCCAAACAAUUGUUUGCUUUCCGGAAGUUGUACUUUUUUUAGCAUCACAACAAUGGAUAUUAAAAUCUUCAAUGACACUUUGAAUUACAAUUUGGAAGCAGUAAAUGCAGCUUGAAUUAAGACGUUGCCUGGCUGCGUUGAAAGCCACGUUUAUUGUCAAGCAGAGACAAUAUUAGCCAUCGAAAAGCUUUGCACAGAUCUUUUACAAUCUGACUUGUGUAUCAUUCCACACUUCCCUACUACAGGUUUGGGCAAGAAAACAGUUCCCAUUUAUACUUUUCUACAGCGGGUUUAAAAUUCUGCAGCUGAGGUCUUGGAGAAUGCAGAUGGGUACAGUAUGUUGCAGCUCGCAGUGUGUAUAAAACUAACGUAUUUUUCUUGGUUUUCUUUUCAAUGUUCCAUUUGUGUCAGGGACUUGGUCGGCGCCAACUAUAUGCUAGGCCUAAAUCUAUUUUAAAUGGUCUCAUUUUGUUGAAGUUAGGAGAUCUAGCUGACACGGUAACAGCUGUUGCAGUGACACAGCCCAGUUAAGCAGAGUGGCAAUGUCAUGAGACCAAGGGAGCCUCAUGAGCCUGUCCCUGUCAAUCAUUAAAAACACCCAUACAGUAGGCUUACUACCAUUUGGCUGUUGAUUUUCUAUAGGCCUAUAUUCUUUAAUUGAACAGGUGCUUUCAGAAUGCAAUGACGAGAGUGGCAAGUCUGUCUUAGCACAACCAUAUUAUUAAAAUAGUAUCGAGGCUCUGGUAAGGUAAGCCUCUAGGUCACAGCAGAAAAUACAACAAGCCAUAAGGGACACGCCACUCUGGUCCCAAUGCAGGCCCCAUUGUUUACCAGAUAAAACACUGACUGGUGAACCUGGGUUAGGUUUAAGAUGACCUAAGUUUCAGCUUUAAACAGGUAAAAGCGUUUUUACAAAGCCACGUUUUUGGACAUCUUAAGACAAAGUGGAUGUCGUUGAAUACUGUCCAAAGGCACACAUUCUGUCAGUUGAUGCUUUCUAGCUCAAUAUAUCUAUGUUAAUUUCACCCAAAUAAAGAGAAUCCCAAGAUGCAGUUGUAGAAAUGGUCAAAUCUAUGCCCCUUUACCCUAAUAUGGGUAUAAAGUAUUGCAUACCUCGCUCUAGUGGAUUAGUAGCUAUGUGAGGUCUUUCUGACUGUUGAUUUUGCAUGUUUCAGGGGAUGAGACGCGGCAGAGGGUCAAGUUCACUGACGAGCGGGUCUGCAAAAGCCAUCUCCUGAACUGCUGUCCCCACGACAUCCUCUCUGGAACUGUAAGCAGACUAAGCACUCUCUCCUUCCAUUGUCGCGUUUUGCCAGAAACCAUUUGUUACCCUAAUAUGAUUGAUUGAAUCAGCAGUUAAAGUCUAGUCAGUAAUAUUGGUUGAUCUAUUCUGAAUAUUUAGUGCAGUGACUGUUAACUACUUUCUAAAGCAGACGAUGUAGGAACUAUGGCUGUGUCUUGACUAAUUGAUUUCGACUUCAUCGACAGCGUAUGGAUCUGGGAGAAUGUACGAAGACCCAUGACCUGGCGCUCCGGGCCGACUAUGAAAUCGCCUCCAAGGAGAGAGAACUCUUCUUUGAGCUUGACGUAAGUGAUGUCCACAGUCAGUUCAAUUAAAUGCAUCUUAAUUGAUCCCUUCCGUGCAGAGUAAGUUUUACUUCUUCUAUACUGAACAAAGAUCUAAACGCAACAUGCAACAAUUCCAAAGAUUUUACUGAGUUACAGUUCAUAUAAGGAAAUCAGUCAAUUGAAAUAAAUUCAUUAGGCCCUAAUAUAUGGAUGUCAUAUGACUGGGAAUAUAGAUAUGCAUCUGUUGGUCACAGAUACCUUAAAGGUAGGGGCGUAGAUCAGAAAACCAGUUAGUAUUUGGUUGCAUUUACCUCAUGCAGCGCGACACAUAUCCUUUGCAUGGAGUUGAUCAGGCUGUUGAUUGUGGCCUGUGGAAUAUUGUCCCACUCCUCUUCAAUGGCUGUGCAAAGUUGCUGGAUAUUGUUGGGAACUGGAAUACGCUGUCAUACAAGUCGAUCCAGAGCAUCCCAAACAUGCUCUGGUGAGUAUGUAGGCCAUCAAAUAACUGGGACAUUUACAGCUUCCAGGAAUUGUGUACAGAUAUUGGGCAGUGCAUUAUCAUGCUGAAACAUGAGAUGAUGGUGACGGAUGAAUGGCACAACAAUGGGCCUCAGAAUCUCUUCACGGUAUCUCUGUGCAUUCAAAUUGCCAUCGAUUAAAAUGCAAUUGUGUUGUCCGUAGCUUAUGCUUGCCCAUACCAUAACCCCAUCACCACCAUGGGGCACUCUGUUCACAACAUUGACAUCAGCAAACUGCACGCCCUCACAACGCCAUACACGUGGUCUGCGGUUGUGAGGCCGGUUGGACGUACUGCCAAAUUAUCUUAAACGACGUUGGAGACGGCUUAUGGUAGAGAAUUGAACAUUAAAUUCUAUGGCAACAGCUCUGGUGGACAUUCCUGCAGUCAGCAUGCCAAUUGCAUGCUCCCUCAAAACUUGAGACAUCUAUGGCAUUGUGUUGUGGGACAAAACUGCACAUUUCACUUGCCUUUAAUUGUCCCCAGCAAAAGGUGCACCUGGGUAAUGCUGUUUAAUCAGCUUCUUGAUAUGCCACACCUGUCAGGUGGAUGGAUUAUCUUGGCAAAGGAGAAAUGCUCACUAACAGGGAUGCAAAUGAAUUCGUGCACCAAAUUUGAGAGAAAUACGCUUUUUGUGCGUGUGGAAUAUUUCUGGGAUCUUCUAUUUCAGCUCAUGAAACAUGGGGCCAAUACAUGUUGCGUUUUAUAUUUUUGUUCAGUGUUGUUCAUUUUACCUGUGCAGCAGUUCGUGUUCCAUUGACUUGUAUGGAGUUGACUUUUCUGUGGUUGACUAUAGGCUGUGGAUCACCUGGAGUCUUUCAUUGCUGAUUGUGACCGUAGAACAGAGUUGGCCAAGAAACGACUGGUCGAGACCCAAGAUGAGAUCAGUGCGGAGGUGGCUGCGAAGGUGAGAGGGCAAGAUGAACCUUGUUGUGGAGUGUAAGGACGACAUGUUGUUGGAAACGUUCUGAUCCAGACUGAUGUAUGAUGUUGUUGAGUUGUGUGUGUGAUUCUCCAGGCAGAGACUGUCCACGAGCUGAACGAGGAGAUCGGGAAGCUCCUGGCCAAGGCAGAGCAGCUGGGAGCAGAGGGGAACGUGGACGAGGCCCAGUUGGUCCUACAGGAAGUGGAGAAGGUCCGCAGCAGGAAGAGGGAUGCUGAGGUGAGGAGGAGGGGUUGUUUUCCUCGCAACACGUCUAUUCCAUCAAACUAGCCCUAACUAUAAACCUGGGUCGAGUUUAGCAGGGCACACCUUAGCAAAAACAUUUUGCAAUGUAAAAUUAUGUUCUUAUUGGACAAGUUUAAGUGGAACCAUCCGGUUUCACUUCAUUUUCACCAUACUGAACUCGACCCCAUUCUUUCCUGUCCUGACUCAUUCUCUUUUUCCAUAUCUUCUGUUUUCUGCUUCUCAGGAGGAGUACAGAAACUCCAUGCCUGCCUCCAGUUUCCAGCAGCAGAAACUCCGUGUCUGCGAGGUGUGCUCGGCCUACCUGGGUCUCCACGACAAUGACCGUCGCCUAGCCGACCACUUUGGCGGGAAGCUGCACCUGGGCUUCAUCCAGAUCAGGGAGAAACUGGAAGCUCUGAAGGUAUGCUCUGAACCACCUCAGACCACAUAGGUUGCUUAGUACACCUGGCAAGAUGAGAGAUCUUGGACUGAUUUCCCGUUUUGAGGAUUAUGCAGGGACAUUGUUUGGGAUUAAAGCACUGCAAACGUCUAUCUUUUGGGAUUCCUUUGAAUUUUGCCGCAAGGACUUUUUGACAUUAGAAUUUAUUAACACAAUCAUUUUUUUAUGUUAAGACUUAGGCUAAUGCCAUUGCUCACCAUUUUUUCAAAUCAGAAAACCGUCCUUGACAAGCAGGAGAAGAGGAACCAGGAUCGUCUGAAGAGGAGAGAAGAGAGGGAGAAGGAGGGGGGGGUGAAGAAGAGGUGGGUACAGGACUUAACUUUUCAGAAAUCAUUUAAUUGAUGUAGGCACAUGAUUUAUAAACAUGUUGGUGGUGAUGGCAGCACUUCUUGGGAAAAAUAAUCGAUUUAUGUACUGUAUGUGGAGGCAAAUGGAGAUAUUUUCAUAGCGGUAUCUUCAUUGUUUUGUCUGUCAUUUUAUAGGACCAAAUCACGGAGCAGGGAACGGAGCAGGGAACAUAGAAGGUUAGUAUGGGCCCCCAGCCAUUUGCUGCCAUAUGAAUUAUAUUAGAUACACGAUAUCAUCGUUUAUUACUGUAUAUAGGACUUCUCUGGGUCUGUGCUGCAGGUCCCGCUCUCGCGAACGUAGGAGACGGCGUUCCCGUUCCUCGUCUCGGGAGAGGCGCCGUUCCUCCCGCUCGCGCUCCAGGGACCGGGAGAGGAGGAGACGCCGCCGCUCCCGAUCCUGCAGCAAGGGCCGCCGCCACAGCCACGAGCCCAGCACCAGACACAAGUAGGAGAACAAACACACAUUACUCAAACACAAUCAUAAAACCACUUCUCAUAAUAAAUACACAUUGGAUGUAUGUGUAACAAGACCGUGUGGAAUGGUUCCAGGUCAUCCAGGGAUCGAGAGCGCUCAUCCAGAGACCGUUCACGGGAGCGAAGCAGGAAGAGGGGAUCCUCCGAGCGGCGGCAGGACAGCAGGGAUCAGAAUGGGAGGACAGACUCCCGCCGGGCGGAGGACAGACACACCGGAGACCUCUGAGGACUCUCGCUGUCCAGCCAUCCUCAAAACACAACCUCCUUUUGUCUCUCUUUCAUACCUGUCCAUAGAUCUAUAAGGACUCUCUCCUUGUAUGAAUCCUCCCUCCAUUUCCUUAACAGCAAUGUCCAGAGACGUUUUGCUUUGACAGAUAUUCCAGCCAACCCACUGUGUCCCAAAUAAAUAGAGCUUAUAUGACCAUAAAGGUGUGUGUGUACAUAUUGUAUAUUGCGC
Molecule: messenger RNA, 7527 nt
Organism: Coregonus sp. 'balchen'
Lineage: Eukaryota; Metazoa; Chordata; Actinopteri; Salmoniformes; Salmonidae
Source: the annotation of a GenBank genome assembly